Esox lucius (northern pike) is the source of this 4174-nucleotide messenger RNA. RefSeq names its product isthmin 1 (gene ism1). The coding region runs from base 1142 to 2563 and encodes 473 amino acids. The transcript has 6 exons. NCBI's taxonomy places the organism in Eukaryota, Metazoa, Chordata, Actinopteri, Esociformes, Esocidae. Gene Ontology annotation, biological process: negative regulation of angiogenesis. The record is from RefSeq and is a predicted model, not a curated record.
GAGUAGCCUUGCUACAGUGCCUCUGGGUCCCUCCCGCUUCACCGGCGCUGAAUGGAGAGAAGGGGUUAAGGAGAGGGGGAGGGGGACUUGACAGCAAACCAACAGAGGGGCGUAUAAAAACACUUAAGAACCCGCUGCGACUGAAAACAGCAUGUAGUAGCGUGGGUCGACUGCCGUUUGGUUGACUGUUUAGACACCGCGAGGGAGGGAAAGGCACUACAACGUCUAGGUUUUAAUCAGCAUGUAUGUAUUCCCGAUUGGAUGGAUAAAAGAUUGUGCGUGAAAAACUUCACAAAGUAGCAUGGACUUUUUGGGGAGCCAUUCCCCUGCACACUUUGACGGUUUGUGUGCGGAAGGUUGCCACCUCAGCUGGUGUAGCCCCCGUAGAAAUUGAUUCUGACGUAUCUGGAUAUUGCUAGCCCAGGUAAUGAAUACGGGAGAAUGUAUCCAAACCCGGGAGUGGUGCGUUCCACAAAUGAGAAAGAAGCGAACCAAAGGGUUUGAAUUGUAGGCGACGGUAGGGUAUUGUGGUGAAUAGUGCAGAAUGUGGUGGGGGCAACACGAAACUGGAAGAAGGUUGCACGUCUGUUGACCGUGGAUAGGAAUCCACCUGGAGUGCAACAACCGAUACACGCUUAUAACGAAAAAGAGUCGUGGUUAUUUCAUUACACUGACGGCCACUCUUGGAAGAAUAACGUUAGAGAUCCACACCAACGUAGAAACGAGGAUAUCUUUCAUUUGGUUUAAACUUGGACACCAAAGAAAAACUCUGGGAAUGGACCAUUAACUUUGCCUUAACUUGAUUCUUUCAACGCUUCAACUCGAACACAAUUGUGUCACAUUUGGAGAAAAAAAAAACUGUUGGUCGAGGUUUACCUAAUGUCAUUCAAAAGCAACAAAUCAACAACAAAUCACAACGAAUCGCCGCGUCCCAAACUGUAUGUUUUGAACAAUCUAAUUUAUCCGAUUCCUCUAUUCUCCAACGCCCCCCUUUCCCUUUAAAAUUGUAAUUCUGAAUCCCGAAGUGGCUUCUAAGUGGUGUUGCGGCUCCUCGUCCGCGGCGGAUCCGGAGCUCGGAGUGUCUGCAGCGGGAGGACCCCCUGCCACAACGCAGGGACCGAAGACCGGUCGGGUGAAAAGAAUGGUUCGAUUGGCUGCAGAACUCUUGUUGCUUUUAGGGCUUCUUAUUCUAACCUUGCAUAUCACGGUUUUGCGGAGCAGUCCACUUCAUCAAGGGAAUUUAACUUUAGACGAGGACCGGGAUGCGCUGCUCGCAGAGAAUAAUGUCAGAUCCGAGAGCAGUUCAUCAGCCCAACAGGUUCCGGGCGGGGGUCGUAGAGACCCGGAGCACCGGCCAGCCAAGCGGCCUGCGGUCCUCCCCUGGGCCCAGAGUCAGGGCCCCGGAGGCAGCCUGCAAAGGUCCCGCCCAGGGACAUUUCUUCUGGACCUUCACAACAUCCCGGACCUUUCCAACGCUGACAUGAACAGACAAAACCCCAACAUACAGGUGACCAUUGAGGUGGUAGAUGGCCUGGAGGGGGCGGAGCCUGGUAUGGAUGGGGCGGAGCCUGAGAAAGGCCUGAAAAAGGAGAACAAGCCAGGAUGGGCCACACCCAACUGGAGGAACUGGUGGCAACACUCCUCCUCCGUCUCAACCCGUCCCCAGGAGCAGGCUAGGGAGGAGCAGCCCUCCUACGGAGGAGCAGGAGGCAGCAACCAUGAGGACAGUAAUUUCCUAAAACCACAAGGGGAUUGGGAGCGGAGAGGAGGUGCAGGAGAAGGAGGUGUGAGCCAGGCUCAGGCUGAAUAUGACUACAUGGAUGGUGAUGGGGACUGGAGUAACUGGUCUCCCUGCAGUGUAACCUGUGACCAUGGGAACCAGAAGCGGACCAGAUCGUGUGGUUACGCCUGCACCGCCACCGAGUCACGGACCUGUGACAUGCCACCCUGCCCAGGUAUCGAAGAUGCGUUCAAGACUGCGGCCACUGAAGUCAGCCUGCUGGCUGGUACGGAUGGGUUCAACGCUACAGAACUCUUUGGUGUCGACACCGACAGCUGUGAGCGCUGGAUGAACUGUAAGUCUGACUUCCUGAAGAAGUACAUGAUCAAAGUCUCCAACGACCUACCCAGCUGCCCCUGUUCCUACCCCACUGAGGUAGCCUACAGCACGGCCGACGUCCACGACCCUGCCACCCGCCGGGACUUCCGCUGGAAGGACGCCAGCGGCCCCAAGGAGAAGCUGGACAUCUACAAGCCCACGGCGCGGUACUGCAUCCACUCCAUGCUAACGCUGGAGUCCACCACUCUGGCCGCUCAGCACUGCUGCUAUGAUGACGGCAUGAAGCUCAUCACCCGCGGGAAAGGAGCGGGCACGCCUAACCUCAUCAGCACCGAGUUCUCCGCCGACCUGCACUACAAGGUGGACAUCCUGCCCUGGAUCAUCUGCAAGGGCGACUGGAGUCGCUACAACCAGGCCAGGCCGCCCAACAACGGGCAGAGGUGUGCCGACAACCCGCCCGAUGGGGACUACCUCAAACAAGUGGAGGAGGCAAGGGAGUUUUAGACCCGGGGAGUGAAAAGGGAAUACCCAACACUAUCUGAACACUGUGUUGUGUUUCAUUUCUUCAAUCUGGUUGAUAAAUUGGUGCCCCAGUCAUCAAUUGUUUGUUUUUUCUUGUUUUGAGGCAAACGUAAGGGCUUGGAUUACAUGAAGGCAGGACUGAACAGGACUGCCUGGACGUUAAAGCCUAUUUAUGAUAAGAAGAACAAGGCAGGGAGACAAGGAACGUUUCUAUUCCUUAACCCCCUCCCCAGACUAGUUGAGUCUCUACGGUUCUCAUGGAAGAUGUACCUCAAAUCAAAUGAUAUUCAAUCUGCAUGAUGGAUUUAUGAUGCCAAUAUGUUGUCUGAUGAUUGUUUGGCUUUAAAGUGAGAGCUCAGCGUAGCAUCAUAAAAAGGGAAACUAAUUUCAUUUUUAGGAUUUGUGUACAAUGGGUUUCUGAAUGGUCAGUUGGUGGUGUCAGCUCACAUCCUGAAUGUGCCAAACACCCCAUUUAACAUUAAUAUUAAAUGUCAGUUGCAGUCAAAAAAACAUGACUUUACUUUAUCUAUUUGUGUUCUCAUACCAUAAGGUCAAAAUAAUACUCUGAAAUGUAUUCCUGUUUAGGUGGAAUGGGGCCUUUGUCCUUGUAUGUGAAUACAGAAAUGUGAUCUGAUUAGAAGAUGGAACAUGGUUUUUGGACAAUCCUAUCAGCUAAUUCAGGCUGUGUAUGUAAUUCCUUUCAAAUUUGUUUCCUAACACCCACUAGUUCCAACAGCAUUUCAUAGGCCACUGAAGGCUCAGGGAAAUGUGUUUAAGGAUGAACACAGGAUUAGUCAGUACAACAGUGGUGAUUUAAACAGCACGACAAAGACUAGGGAGGAAUCACACACACGUGUCAUAUCUUAAUUUGAAAGUACAAAGCUUUUGCACACCUGCAAAUCUUAAUUUGAGGCGUUUUCACAUAGCAAGAAUAUACCCCUGCAGCAAAGAGGGAAACAUGAACAAUGAUGUGGGUUAUAAUGAAUUAGCAUUUUCUGUUAGAGGACCUCAAGCGUAAACCAUGAAUGCAAGUAUUGUAUUUCCGGCUAUGUGGAAAAAUCCCUGAAACAACAGGAUGACCAGAUUAAGAUAUGGCAACUAAUAAGUAAUCCCCUUUUGCACCGGAAAACUGAAAAGGUGUCGUUCAACCAAAUGCAGUCACCUAAAAUGGCUGCGGUCAAGACCAGCUUUAACCCUUCAUCUGGUGCUGGGCAGCUGCUCUGGGUCGUGAUAUUCAGGGUCACGUUUUUAGUCUCACAUGUAUGCUUAUAAACGUGUUAUAUCUGAUUAUUAAGAACAACCUAGUAAACUCUCCAUCCUGUUGAUUCCUCCCUGUGGUUUAGAUCUGUCUCUCAUUUGUAAAAAUCCUGCAUUAUUUUUGUAAAGUAUUUAUUAAGUUGUAGCUUCCUGUCCCAGCGUUGGUCAACCGUGACGGUGGUGGCAGAUUGGUUAAGGCUGAGUGCUAACUUCAGGUCGAUGAAUAAAUGAUUUGCAGCAAAACAUUUUUGUUAGGAUAGCGUCCAAACCAGUCAAUAAAAAGGAAAGGGAUUUUUGUGCUAUAAAUGUUUUUAACUAAUAAAGAACACAAAGUAA